Varanus komodoensis (Komodo dragon) is the source of this 956-nucleotide messenger RNA. RefSeq names its product TNF superfamily member 8 (gene TNFSF8). Bases 1 to 759 code for a protein of 252 amino acids. NCBI's taxonomy places the organism in Eukaryota, Metazoa, Chordata, Lepidosauria, Squamata, Varanidae. Gene Ontology annotation, molecular function: tumor necrosis factor receptor binding. The record is from RefSeq and is a predicted model, not a curated record. The transcript has 4 exons. Gene Ontology annotation, biological process: CD8-positive, alpha-beta T cell differentiation; immune response. Gene Ontology annotation, cellular component: membrane.
AUGAGCUUUCAGCUGGAGCAGAAACCUUUCUUACCAGUGAAUCCUCCGGAAGUAGCGAGAGAUAUGACUGAAGAAAGUGUCAGCAGACAGAUUGGUGCCCCGGUCCAUACAUACCUCUAUUUCAUCAUUGCUUCUUUAACCAUCUGUCUUCUUGCCACUCUGGGAACUAUUCUAGUCUUAGUGCUUCAGCAAACGGGAUCAACUGCACAGUGUGGCAGACGGAGCGCAGAGGUGGAGGGCAAGCAGGCCAUCAAAAGAGAGUCGGAAGAGGCCUUGAAGUUCGAGGAGAGCCCAACAGCACCUAAGAAAGCAGCUGCGUAUCUUCAAGUGUUGACUCCAGUCAACCAAUCACAACUAAAGUGGAUGAGGGACAGCAUUCUGUACAAUAUGAAGUACAAUGAUGGAAACUUAGUCAUCCAGAUCCCGGGAAUGUACUUCGUCUAUUGUCAUUUGUACUUUUACGUUGCCCAGUGUGAAAGCGAUGAGAUGGACGUAAAGGUCAAACUUCUUCACGGCAAGAAGAUCUUGAAGGAAUCGGUGGUCACUUUAUGCAGUUCUCAGCAGAAGAGUGGAGGAUUGACUCAUGACCGCUUUCUGGGGCUUCUGGUGCAUCUGGAGAAGGGGGACCAGAUAUCAGUGGAAAUCGACCCAUUCAACCAUUUGGAAACAAAUAUCUUCCCCAAAAACAAUGUUUUAGGGGCCUUCAGAUAUGAUGGGGAGGACUGGGGCUGCUCCUUCCUUAAGGCGGUGAAUGGAUAGUUCCUGUAGCAAAAAUAACAACAAGAACUUGCCGUUUCUUUGUGCCACUUGAAGGCCUGAAGAUCAGUCCAUCGCCCUUGCCAUCUUCACAGAACUGCUUUGCGUUCAGCAAACUUCACGCCGAAAUUUUGCAGCAGACACAAGUGGUAAAAGAAAAAGACUACAUUGGCAUAGGACAGAAAGUGCAUUAUUUAUUA